AUGCUUGAAAAUAAAGCUGGUGGUUCGGGCACCAAGGCCCAAGCUGCAUCGAAAUUAAUUGGAUCAUUGGAUAAUUUCGUGCCUGGUGACGAUUUCGACGAAUAUAUGGAACGUGCCGAGAAUUUCUUCGAACUAAACGGAGUCGAAGACAACGUUUUCAAGCGGAGACUGAUCGUCCACUUUAUUGGUCUCCCAGCCUUGAAAAAGCUGCAACAGUUGCUGUACCCGAAUACGCACAAGGAAGCAACGUAUGAGGAGGUUGUAGCGAAACUCAAGUCGUACUUCAGCCCGAAGCGUACGAAAAUCGCCGAGUCCGUGGAAUUUUUCACGCGGAAACAGAGGGACUUCGAGAAGGUUGCCGAUUACGCCGUAGAGCUGCAAGCGUUGUCAAAGCAUUGCCAGUUCGGUUCAUAUCUGGACACCGGAUUGCGCAAUAAAUUCAUCGCUGGUAUCGAGAAUAAGAAGAUCAAGGGUGAAUUAAUGAACAGCGCAGACGAGAUGACGUUCGACCAAGCCGUGGCCAAGGCGAAGGUACUGGAGCAGAUCGAAGAGGACAUGGUGAGGAUGCAGGCGAAAGGGGAAGCGGUUAAUUUCGUGAACCGCAGAAACCGAAUGCAGCGAGACGGAAAACGAACACGUGGUCGGAGCGGAAAUUCGUUCCGCAAUGCGGUGCGAUCCAAAAGCCGAGGGUUUCGGAAAUUCCAACACGAAGGUCAACCGAAGCAGGAGAAGCGUGACAACCCGAAGAUACGCUGUUUUGCGUGUGGAGGUGAAGGCCAUGUCGCAAGACUCUGUCGGUUCGGGCGGAACCGGCCGAAUCUGAACGCGAGUAUCGAGCGUGAGACGGCGAGCAGCGAGUCGGAGGAAGAUCGACCACAUGGUGUCAAUCACGUGGCAUCGGUAGCUUUGUUUCACGAGUUGAGUCUAAAUGGUAAGUGCAUAUGUUUCGAAGUUGAUUCAGGAGCGACCUACACGAUCAUGUCCGAAAAAGAUUUCCGUCUAAAUUUUGCGAGAUGUGUUCUUCGAAAUUGUGAUGUGCAAUUGGUGGUUACCACAGGGGAGAAAUUGCAGAUUAAAGGGGUUUCCAAAUUCGAAGUGCAGAAGCGUUGUGAUUAUAAAGUGUAUGUGUUGGAUCUGUUGGUUGUCAGUUCGAAAAGGGAUUUUCUGCCGUUGUUGGGUAGAAACUGGCUAGAUGUUCUUUACCCUAGGUGGAGGGAUCGAUUUCUAAACAGUGUGUCUAAUGAAGCCGAAUGCCGCGAGCUUGAUCGCGAGCGAAAUGUGUUAGUGUCUCUUUUGAAAAGCCGUUAUGCAGAUGUCUUAACGAAGAAUUUGGAAGAAUCAAUUGAGGGGUUUGAAGCAGAGAUCCAUUUGUGUGAUGACUCACGACCAGUUUUCUUUCGGGCCAGAGAUGUGCCUUUUGCGUUAAAAGAAAAAGUGAGUGAUGAACUGGAUCGUUUGGUGAGGGAAAAUGUGAUCAAACCCACAUUGAGGAGCGACUGGGCGUCUCCAUUAGUAGUUGUGCCAAAAAGUGAUGGGAGUGUGAGACUUUGUGUGGAUUGCAAAGUAACCAUCAACAAGGUGAUAAGUAACGAACACUAUCCACUACCAAAUAUAAGUGAUAUUUUUGCAAAAUUGAGUGGUUACCGGUUUUUCGCAAAAAUUGAUUUGUCUGGGGCAUACAUGCAAAUUAAGGUGGCAGAAAGUUCUCAGAAAUAUCUGACGGUGAAUACGCAUAAAGGACUGUUUACGUAUCUUCGUUUGCCGUUUGGAAUAUCUAGUGCAGCCUCGACUUUUCAAAGAGUUUUAGAGGAAAUUCUAAAAGAUUUGGAAGGUGUUCAGUGUUUUCUGGAUGAUAUUUUGUUGGGAGGCGAAACGAUAAAGGUGGUGGUUAAUCGUGUGAUAUCUGUUUUCGAAAGAUUAAAGCAAUAUAAGGUGAAGGUGAAUCUCGAUAAAUGUGAAUUUUUGUGUGAUAAAAUUUCUUACUUGGGACAUGAAAUCAGCGAGAAUGGCUUGAGGCCGAAUGCCGAAAAAGUGAAAGCCAUUUUGGAAGUCCCAAGGCCAGAAGAUGUUUCCCAGUUAAAAUCGUACCUGGGAAUGAUUAAUUACUACUCAAAAUUUGUGCCUAAUCUGUCGAUAAAACUAUCUCCUUUGUAUGAGUUGAUCAAGAAAAAUAGAAGGUAUAAUUGGUCCGCUGAAUGUGAAACGGUGUUUCAAGAUUCCAAAAAGUUGUUGGUUGAUAAUUCUGUUCUCUAUUUGUACGAUCCUAAACUGCCAAUUGUUGUUAUAUGUGACGCGAGUGCGGUAGGUGUUGGUGCGGUUUUGUGUCAUGUGAUCGAUAACGUAGAAAAACCGGUAUUUUAUGUUUCGAGCACAUUAUCGAAAGCCGAACGGAACUAUCCAAAUCUCCACAGAGAAGCGUUAGCAAUUGUGUUUGGGUUGAAGAAAUUCUUCAAGUACAUUUACGGGAAGAAGAUUACUGUUGUGACGGACAAUAAACCACUCGUGUCUAUUUUUGAUCAGAAGACGGGAAUCCCUGCAUUAGCAGCCGCUAGACUGCAGAAGUAUGCAUACGCAAUUUCGAUUUUUGAUUUCGAUAUUGUGUAUCGAAAGGGGAAGAAGAUUCCAGAUGCAGACGCACUGUCAAGGUUACCCGUGAAGGGUGAGACAGGCGUGGAUUCCGAUGUGUCGAUCUGUAGUGUGUACGCAGACGUAGGUAUCGAUACGCGAGAGAUCGGUCGCGCUACGCAAGCCGAUGAGUUUUACCGAAGACUGUUCAAGUGUGUAAGAGACGGUUGGUCCGAGCACGCGGUGCCGGACGAUUUGAAAUUCUACCACGAUAAAGUGAGUUCGUUAUCGAUAGCUGGUGAGUGUUUGUUGUAUUGUGAACGCGUCAUCAUUCCUAGUUCUUGUCGAGAACGUGUUCUUGAGCUUUUGCAUGGCUGUCAUCUGGGUAUGAUUCGGAUGAAGCAGAUGGCUCGUAAAUAUGUGUAUUGGCGAGGCAUGGAUGACGAUAUCGAACGCUUUGUGAGAGAGUGUAAAACUUGUAGUAUGACUGGUAGAUCUGUGUCUAAAGAGUAUUCGAAAUGGCCGAAUACUGGUAAACCUUUUGAACGGUUACACAUCGACUUUUUCUAUGUUUCGGGAAAAACGUUGUUUGUGGUGAUUGAUUCUUAUUCAAAGUGGAUGGAUGUGAGAAUAAUGAGAAAUACCGAUGCUAACUCUGUAAUUAAGGUGUUGGGUUCUAUGUUUUUGAUUUUUGGUUAUUGUAAAACUAUUGUGUCCGAUAAUGGUCCACCUUUUGGAAGUGAGGUUUUUAGAAAUUGGGCAAAUUCGUUGAACAUUACUCUGUUGAAAAGUCCUCCAUAA
This is a messenger RNA of Uranotaenia lowii, 3366 nucleotides long. RefSeq lists its product as uncharacterized. Gene Ontology annotation, biological process: DNA integration. The record is from RefSeq and is a predicted model, not a curated record. Gene Ontology annotation, molecular function: nucleic acid binding; zinc ion binding. NCBI's taxonomy places the organism in Eukaryota, Metazoa, Arthropoda, Insecta, Diptera, Culicidae. The transcript has a single exon. The coding region runs from base 1 to 3366 and encodes 1121 amino acids.